Passer montanus (Eurasian tree sparrow) is the source of this 9529-nucleotide messenger RNA. RefSeq names its product MIB E3 ubiquitin protein ligase 1 (gene MIB1). Gene Ontology annotation, biological process: protein ubiquitination. The record is from RefSeq and is a predicted model, not a curated record. The transcript has 21 exons. NCBI's taxonomy places the organism in Eukaryota, Metazoa, Chordata, Aves, Passeriformes, Passeridae. Gene Ontology annotation, molecular function: zinc ion binding; protein binding; ubiquitin-protein transferase activity. Gene Ontology annotation, cellular component: cytoplasm. The coding region runs from base 145 to 3165 and encodes 1006 amino acids.
GCGAGCGACCGAGCAAGCAAGCAAGGAGAAGAGCCGGACGGAGAUUCCCGCCCGGCGCCCGAGGUAGCCGCCCCCAUCGGGGUCCCCCUCCGCCGGCUGCGGGCUGCGCGCCCCCUCCGUCCGCCCCAGGGCUCCGCCGCCGGGAUGAGCAGCUCGCGGAACAACCGGGUGAUGGUGGAAGGAGUCGGGGCCCGGGUGGUCCGCGGCCCGGACUGGAAGUGGGGGAAGCAGGAUGGCGGCGAGGGCCAUGUGGGCACCGUGCGCAGCUUCGAGAGCCCCGAGGAGGUGGUCGUGGUGUGGGACAACGGCACGGCCGCCAACUACCGCUGCUCCGGGGCCUACGACCUCCGCAUCCUCGACAGCGCGCCCACCGGUAUCAAGCAUGAUGGGACUAUGUGUGAUACUUGUCGACAGCAGCCUAUCAUUGGCAUCCGAUGGAAAUGUGCUGAGUGCACAAAUUAUGACUUGUGCACUGUUUGCUAUCAUGGGGACAAGCAUCACUUGAGGCAUCGUUUUUACAGAAUUACCACACCAGGAAGUGAAAGGGUAUUGUUGGAGUCUCGACGUAAAUCAAAGAAAAUUACAGCAAGAGGAAUCUUUGCAGGUGCCAGGGUGGUGCGAGGAGUUGACUGGCAAUGGGAAGAUCAAGAUGGUGGCAAUGGGCGUAGAGGAAAGGUAACUGAAAUCCAAGAUUGGAGUGCCUCGAGUCCACAUAGUGCAGCAUAUGUUCUUUGGGACAAUGGUGCUAAAAACCUUUACAGAGUUGGCUUCGAGGGCAUGUCUGACCUAAAAUGUGUUCAAGAUGCAAAAGGAGGCUCUUUCUACAGAGACCAUUGUCCUGUGUUAGGUGAGCAAAAUGGUAACAGAAACCCUGGUGGGCUGCAAAUAGGUGACCUUGUGAACAUUGACCUCGACUUGGAAAUUGUGCAGUCUUUGCAGCAUGGUCAUGGAGGAUGGACUGAUGGCAUGUUUGAAACUUUAACAACAACUGGAACGGUUUGUGGCAUUGAUGAGGACCAUGACAUUGUAGUACAAUAUCCAAGUGGCAACAGGUGGACAUUUAAUCCAGCUGUUCUCACCAAGGCCAACGUUGUCCGAAGUGGAGAUGCUGCUCAAGGUGCAGAAGGAGGAACCUCUCAGUUCCAAGUGGGUGACCUUGUUCAAGUAUGUUACGACCUGGAGCGAAUCAAGCUUCUGCAGAGAGGUCAUGGAGAGUGGGCUGAGGCAAUGCUUCCAACCUUAGGUAAAGUUGGUCGGGUUCAGCAGAUUUAUUCAGACAGUGACUUAAAGGUAGAGGUUUGUGGGACAUCUUGGACCUAUAAUCCAGCAGCUGUCUCGAAGGUGGCAUCAGCAGGAUCUGCUAUAAGUAAUGCAUCUGGUGAGAGAUUGUCCCAGCUAUUGAAAAAAUUAUUUGAAACCCAAGAGUCUGGAGAUCUCAAUGAAGAAUUGGUUAAAGCUGCUGCCAAUGGAGAUGUUGCUAAAGUGGAAGACUUGCUAAAGAGGCCAGAUGUAGAUGUGAAUGGGCAAUGUGCUGGACACACAGCUAUGCAAGCUGCAAGCCAGAACGGCCAUGUCGACAUUUUGAAGUUGCUUCUGAAACAGAACGUGGAUGUAGAAGCAGAGGACAAGGAUGGAGACAGGGCUGUCCAUCAUGCAGCCUUCGGUGACGAGGGCGCUGUGAUUGAGGUUUUGCACCGAGGCAGCGCAGAUUUGAAUGCUCGCAACAAGCGCAGGCAGACUCCACUCCAUAUUGCUGUCAACAAAGGUCAUCUGCAAGUUGUCAAGACUUUGCUGGACUUUGGCUGCCACCCCAGUCUCCAGGAUUCUGAAGGAGACACUCCACUUCACGAUGCAAUAAGUAAAAAGCGUGACGAUAUCCUUGCUGUACUCCUAGAAGCUGGAGCAGAUGUUACUAUCACCAACAACAACGGGUUUAAUGCUCUUCAUCAUGCUGCACUAAGAGGAAACCCUAGUGCAAUGCGCGUGUUGUUGUCCAAGUUACCACGACCGUGGAUUGUUGAUGAGAAAAAAGAUGAUGGUUACACUGCCUUACAUCUGGCAGCUCUUAAUAAUCAUGUGGAAGUGGCUGAACUUUUGGUGCAUCAGGGCAAUGCUAACCUGGAUAUCCAGAAUGUUAACCAGCAAACUGCUCUUCAUCUUGCUGUUGAAAGACAGCAUACACAAAUUGUUAGGCUCUUAGUCCGUGCAGGUGCUAAAUUGGAUAUUCAGGAUAAAGAUGGGGAUACUCCCCUGCAUGAAGCCCUGAGACACCACACCCUGUCACAGCUCCGCCAGCUCCAAGACAUGCAAGAUGUGGGCAAGGUAGAUACUGCUUGGGAGCCAUCAAAGAACACAUUAAUAAUGGGACUUGGCACUCAAGGAGCAGAGAAGAAGAGUGCUGCAUCUAUUGCCUGCUUCCUGGCAGCCAACGGGGCUGACCUCGGCAUUCGUAACAAGAAGGGUCAGUCCCCUCUCGAUCUCUGCCCUGAUCCAAGUCUCUGCAAAGCACUGGCUAAAUGUCACAAAGAAAAAGUCAGUGGCCAGGUUGGUUCCCGAAGUCCAUCUAUGAUCAACAAUGAUUCUGAAACCUUAGAAGAAUGUAUGGUGUGCUCAGACAUGAAGAGAGACACUCUGUUUGGCCCGUGUGGCCACAUUGCCACCUGUUCUUUAUGUUCACCACGGGUGAAAAAAUGCCUCAUCUGUAAAGAACAAGUUCAGUCUAGGACAAAGAUUGAAGAAUGUGUCGUAUGUUCAGACAAAAAGGCAGCAGUGCUCUUCCAGCCUUGUGGUCAUAUGUGUGCCUGUGAGAAUUGUGCAAGCUUGAUGAAGAAAUGUGUACAGUGUCGGGCAGUGGUUGAGCGAAGAGUGCCUUUCAUAAUGUGCUGCGGAGGGAAAGGUACAGAAGAUACCAGUGAUGAUAUUUCAAGUGGAAACAUUCCAGUUUUGCAGAAGGACAAAGACAACACUAAUGUCAAUGCAGAUGUACAAAAGCUGCAGCAACAGUUGCAAGACAUCAAGGAACAGACGAUGUGUCCUGUCUGUUUGGACCGCCUGAAGAACAUGAUCUUUCUGUGUGGCCACGGGACGUGUCAGCUCUGUGGAGACCGAAUGAGCGAGUGCCCCAUAUGCCGCAAGGCAAUUGAACGGAGGAUCCUUUUGUACUAAACAAGGGCUGGGGUUUUUUACUAGCUUGUGAAAGAGCAAGGACGUGGUGAUGAGUUUAAACCUCUGUUAGUUUGAAAGGUAGCAAAGGGUUCUGAUGAAAACAUUUCUAAUACUGUAGCACAGGUUUGUUACAUAGUAAUUGUUUAAAGACUGUGGACACGCCAAACAAAACAGUAUUUGAACAGUCAGCUUGUAGCGUUACUCUUAAAAAACAUCUAAGCCUGAUGCUAAUUUAAAGCAGUCCUUUUUUUCAUUUUGUUUCUGUCUUCUUCCCCUUAAAGGGACAAUCUUCUUUUGUUUUUGUUCAUGUGUAUCAUGUAUGUAUCAGAUGUCAAGUGAUGUAAGGGAAUUUUUUUUAUAUUGUCAGUUACUACCAAACAUAAAUAUUUAGGUUUUUUGGGGUUUUUUUGCUUUGUGCUUUUCUAGAGAGUGACAUUUCCUGUGACAGUUCUGAUUCACAAUGAAUUUCUGUCUUGAAAUACACAGUCAUGAAAAAUCAAUACAAAAUCUAUAUGCAGUAAUAAUAGAUAUACUAUUCCCAUAAGAUCAUGCCACAGAAUGCAAUGGUAGGGUAAUUCUGACUUCAUCAUGCCCUUUGUUCUGAAGAUGGGCUGUGUAGGAAACAAUAAAAAGAAAAAUCUGUUUUAGAAGCAUUAUGUUUCCAAAACUGCACUUUUAGCUAACAGGUUCAAGCUAAAUAACUUCAAUAGCGAGCUUCAUAAUUCUGCUAAUUACGUGACUUUGUAUGGAAUUGCUUUUAGCUUGAGUGGAAAGGAGAACAUUUGAGCUGUGGGUCAGUUAUCCCUUUUAGAUGAGUGAAUUUGAUCCAUUGUGUAGAAACACAUACAUGCAGAGCCGUUUAAAAAUUGUGGGUCUUUGAAUUUGGAAAAAAGAUUUUGCAAAAUUUCCUCUUUUUUAAAGAGAGUUUUAUUGUCUCCAGGCAAACAGUGUCAACAGCAAAAGACAAUAUUUAAUAUUGAUUAUUCAUCUAAGUGGGGUGUUAGCACCAGAAUUAUCUGUGAGCAUUACUGAAUAAUACUGCAAAUGAAGAUAUUGCUGACAAAACAGUGAAUUUUGUGAGCUGUGCCCAGUUCAGCUGAAUUUUGGUGGAAUUUUUUGUCCCUGUCAUGAUAAAGAGCUGUUCCUCCUGACCCCCAAAAUGCUACUGUUAGAGACUGCGGACUAUUAACAUUUUGAAAACAAAUAUAUCCUUUCAUCCUUUUUGGUGAUAGAAAAUACACUGAUUUAAGGAUCUCUUGUAGCUAAAACGAAUCUGCUUGAAAAAUUAGCCGAUUUUUAAUUUUAAUUUUAAUUUAGAAAUUAGAUUUGUUGAUUACUAAAUUAAUUACUAAUUAAUUAGUAAUUAAUUACAAAUAAGUUAAUUACUAAUUAAUUUAGAAAUUAGCUUGCUCCUAAGUGAUUGGACAGUCUUCUGAGUGCAUAGUUCAUGUAGCCAUUGCAUUGUGCAGACUUCAUUUGGAUGUGCUCUUGCAAAGCAUUAAAGAAAUCCAUGCUGGAGUCACUUAGGUGCCUUACUUGCAGCUAAGAUGAAUUUAUCAUUGAAUUCUCAUUGCAUAUGUCUAAAACGUGGACAAAAGAAUAGUUCAGGGAAAGAUCCAAGUAAGGAUAAUGUUAUAAUUGUGGUCUUUGCAGAUAAAUCAAUCUGUCUUCUGAAACUUAUAUUGAUAUGCCUGAACUGUGCAAAUGUUGGCAAAUGUCUCAGAAGACUGUUACUAAUAAACUGUAAAGAUAGACAAACCUUUAAGCAAUAAGAUUUAAACACUGAAUAAAGUUUUCCAGGAAACAAGUCCAGUGAUAUAUUGGAAAAGUGUAUGUAGAGGGGCUUUUAACACCAUGAGGUGUUGUAAUACACAGCCUUACAAUAGCCAUCUUUAAUCCUCAUCCUGCAUUCCAAAUGUUCCUCAUUAUUUUCAGUGUUCUUUCAUUGGACACAAUCACAAUCUGGAGUCACUAUAGUAGUCUGGUUUAUUUUGUGUACUAGUGGUUAUCUGUUCUCAGAUAAUCUUCAUCUGUAUUCUUGACCAAAUGAAGCAGGCUUCGCUUUUUUUGCUUCUUGAUUCCUAUUCUAAAAUAUCAAAAUUUCAAGGUUUUGGAAAAUUUUUGAUGUGAGGCCUUUUUUCAGUUCAGCAUUUUGGUAUCUCCACUUGAACUCUGCGUGCAUCUGAGUGUUCAUUGCAGUUUUCAUUUGGACAAUAUGCUCAUUACUAAGGUUUUUGGUUUGGUUUUUUUGUUGUUUGGGUUUUUUUUUUGGGUGGGGGGGGAGCAUGUUUUACAGCUGAACUUUCUAUAGUGGGCUUCAGUUUCUUGUCAGGCUUCCGCUGGAAAUACUUCUAUAAUAGGAUGUGCCCUUUGAUGAUCCAUUCUGAGUUUUAGCCUGUCGUGCAUCAGAUUUGUACCUUGAUUUCCUCUGUCUCUGGCAGACAUAUUUUGUCCUCUUAAUUCUUUAAGGGAACCUCUGCAAACUUGGCUGUGCAGAUGCAGGGUGGAUCUCUUCUUGAUAACGCAACUCAAAACUGAAACCUCAGUAUAGCAGUUUGCAUUUGACUGAUUCUUUGUUGCUACAACAAGGCAGAAUUACUUGAAAGUAUUCCAGCUUAGCAUCAGUUGAAUAUUCAGCUGAGUUAGAACAGAUCUGAGGCAUCCUGGGUAGGAAACUGGAUGUAAGAUGUAGGUUACUGUUUAACACCCUCAGUGCUUGAAUACCAUCACAGUCCUAUGGAAAUGGAGACAGUGACUGAAGGUAUUGCUGUAGGAGCAGCUUUAGUGUCCUAUACUGCACUCACAGCAGAGGACUGUGACUGCAUAGGAGUUUGUGAUUGGACUCAUUCAGCAGUGUUGUGCGCCACUUGAAACUGAACUGUGUCAGCUUGAUGGUGAUACAGAAAAACAACUAUUUUGGUGCCAAGAAAAACAACUGAAUUGGAAAAACUAGGAAAGCUAACCAAGAUGCUUAAAUUAUUUCUAUAGGUCUCUUAUUGACAGGAGGAAGAGCUGUGUCUUGUCUGGAGAUGGCGAUACAGUUUGCCUUUCAAAAAACUUAAUGAGGAAAAAUGCUUGCAAGUCUGGUAUCAUUUGUGGAAAUAAAUAUUUAUAUUCAGACACUCUUUUCAUUCAGAUGUAGAAGAUGAGCUAGUGUUGUUGAGGAUCCCAGUAAGCUCAUUCACUUUUAUUUUGUCUUACUUUGUGGUUAUCUGUGCGCUGUGCACAGAGUGCGAAUGUUUAAUUGGAUAGCACAUUUUUGAAGGAUGAGAAGUUCACUUGAAAGCCAAAGGGUAUCAUAACAAGUAGUAGAGUUAAGGAAAUACCACUCUGCAUCUGUCUUCAGUAAAAUAUUGAAGUCUAAAUUUCACCUGAGCAAAGUGAAAAUUAGAAAAAUCAGUUAGGCAUUUAUCUCUUAAUUUAUUUUAAAAUCGUAGGAUGUAAGGGUUGUAGGGUUUGUUAUGUCUAUUCCCCAGCAUUUAAUAACAAUUUUGAAAUUAAAUGGAAUACAAUAUCUCCGUUUGUUACUUGAAACAAGUAACAAGACACCUAAAAAUAUAUAUUGUUCAGUGUGAGGUAUGCUCAGAUGUUUAAGUAAAAUACUUUCUUUUCCAUUCAUUAAGGGACAUAAACAGUCAUAUCACUAUGCAGUGAUUUAAAGUGUAAAGGCAACCUAAGAGGUUAACAGAAUAAACUUAAUAGUUGUAGAUUGUUAACUUUUGCAUAACUACCUUUGACUAUUUUUUUUUCCCCUCAAAACUUGUAUCAUCUCUUACUGUGGCCCAAGCUUAUAUGGCACUUGUCAAAAUCUGGGCUGCUAUUGCCUACUUUCCAUUUGUUGGAUUACUGUGUGCAUUGGGGUUUGGAGAAAUCCCUUUUUCCUGAAGUGGAUAAUAAAAACUACACUGGUGGGAUAAUAAACAAGUUCCUUUGUAAAUGUGAAAGUUUGAUUAGAAGGUGGCGUUCUUAACUUGGACUGGGUGAGGAUAUAGCAGAUUUGCACAAGUACUUGUGCCUUGUUAGCAUAAUCUUAUCAUUGGUAUUUUAGCUUCUUUUAAAGACCUGAAGUGGUCUUUUAAAAAUAAUUAAGUACUUAUUGUGUAGAUAUUUUCUAGAGAUGAAGGUAUGUGUAAUUAUCUUUAGCAGUAUUAAUUGCAGUUAAUGUAAACAUGAAUUUGUUUGAAGAAGCUACUUUCAGCUAGUGAUCUGAGCUUCCUCUACAAAACUAAUUGUCAGAAAUUUAAUUUUACUCUUCCAGUAGCAGCUGGUGAACCGAAGAGCCUAUCCUGUUUUUUGUGCUGCAUGGGUCAAGUUUUCACUUAAAAAACCAAACCCCAACAACACUACAGUCUAACCUUUAGCAGUGCUACCUCCUUUUUUGUCAAAGUGCUGAAUUCUUCUCUAGCUGUUUGAUGUCUUUGGGAAAGGGUGAGGAAUGCAUCAGUUUUCUUUUGCUUCAUCAGUUUUGUUGUCUGAAUAUACAUUGCAGAGGUUUUUUUAUUUUAUAAAAUGACUGUGUAAAUUUAGUAAAAUAGUGUGUGAUUUGCCACAAAGUACAUUGUAUACCUGUGCAUUAGUUGCUGGAAUUCAUACUGUUGUCUUUGUGCAUUUUAUACUUUGUUUGUGUUGACAAAGCUAAACUGUUGUCUGCAGAAGCUUUAGUAUGUGCCAUUUUUAUAGCUAAGCCUGUGGUAAAUACGCAAGUUCUGACUCAGGGCUUUUUAACAACUUAAACACAUUCACAAUAUUCUUCAGCACAUCUUGGAGAAUACUAGAGAUUUAAUGACUGUACAGUGCCUUGAUAGAACUAUUGAAUGGGCAGCAGCCAUAGGGUCUUCACAAGAAUGCAAGUAUCUUUUCAAUCCAGUUAAUGAUUUGACAUUAAUAUAGUUGUAAUGCCCUUGCCAUGAAUUUAUAAACUUGUAUAUAUUUUCUGUAAAGGAAAAUUGGCAAAUUUAGAUAUUGUUAAGCUUUCUGAAAGCUGUUUAAUUGUUGCACUGGUCAUGAGGAUCUGAAGGGCAUAAUAUUCAAAUUUACAGAAGCAGCUUUUGUGUCAAAGACACCUGAGAAAAUUUUCUGUAUGUGACAUUUUUAGUGUGAGGGAGAGGUCAUUGUAUAACAUGUAAAAGUACCUGCUUUACUCUGAUCUACUAAAUCUUCUGUAAGUGAGAGAGAAAUAACCAACAACAAAUCAGUAUGUUUGCAUGCCAUUUCAUAGUUAGAAACUUUGUGUCAUUUUGAGCUUCUAGGAAAUAAUUAAUUUGUCUCAACCUUACUGUCUUUAUGAAUUCAAUCUAUUCAUGUUAGAAGGCAGGUUUUACUGAAUCACAACAAACCUUUUUGCUUUUGUUAAAACUUUGUAUUUUCUGUAAACUGUAGAUUUUGACAUGACUGUUUAUUGGAGAAAUUUAAGGUUUCCUAUGUGAAUGUAGUGUAUUUCUGUAUGCAGAUAGCAUUAUAUAAUUGCUUACGUUAAAACUGCUUAGCAAGGUCUAAGCUUUUCAAAGGAAAUGCUGAUGUACUGUAUGGUUAGUAAAACUUGUCAUAUAAGAUGUAUACUGACUUUUUCAAGAGCUUUGAUUUAAAAGUAUAGUUGGACUGAAUUAAUACUGAUUUUUUGCACACAACAUUGGAAAAGGGGUGGUGGCUCAUUUGUCUUCCUCCUUCUUAGUUGUAAUGAUGUUAGAUGUCACCAUGGAAUUUGAAAAUUGGAUGCCUGAAAAAGUAUUUGCAAACAUGGUUACUUGUUGGCAUGCAAUGUUUAAAAGAGCACCAGACUUUAUUGAGAAAUUUUGCAGUCCAAAGUUCUUAAAAAACCUGGUUCUUUUAUGAUAUGUUCCUGAAGAAUGAAUUUGUGGAAGUAUCGGAAGUGCUACGUGCCUUUGAAUCUCCAAGGUACUCAAACAUUGUUAAAGCAGCAUGGUAGAAGUUUGAAGGGUGGAUUAUGUUGUAACAACAGAAAGGUUGAUUUAAAAUUAUCUCUGGAUUAUGUGCAAAUUUUUCUGUAAAUAUGCAGUUCAUAGUACUGUUCUACUGACCCAAGUUGCUGUUAAGUGUUUGUUAGACUCUGUGUUUACUUGUAAUUGAAUGGCCUUUACCGAUCUGGCUAUGUGAAUGUGAUCGUUUAAACAUCUCCUGCCAGAUACAGUAACUUCCAUAUUCUGAGACAACAGAUGCUGCAUCAUGGUUUGUACUUUUAGGAUUCAAUUUAAUGGAUGAAUUUGUAAAAAAAAAAAAAAAAAAAUCUAUGUAAUCAACGACGACAAAACCAACCAGAUUUACACGGCUUAGUGUUUUUAUUUGUCCUAGUGUACAGGUGAAAAGAGGAACUGACAGAAUAAAAAGUUUGUUGCUCUCUUUCUCA